AUGGCUGGCAACAAGCCGCUCUUUCCUGUUCCAUUAGAGGAUAUAUCCGACAGUGACUGCGCGGAGCAGUCGACCGAUGGUUUCCACCAAGUGAAAAAGAAGAAGAAGACAAUGGACAGCCAAAACUCAUCUGCUGCAGAAACGUCCACCGGUUCGAAACACAAACGCAAGCAGGCCGUGCCCCUCGGUUCGUCGGACCCAGAAACGAAUCGGCUGCUGCAAAAUAACAAGUUUGCACUGCUGCCUGUAGAAAAUGGUAACAGCGAACCCAUCGCUAAAAACAGAGCGGGUCCCCUCGCUAUUCACCCCCCUCCGGGAUAUGCUGAAGCUACAACGGAGCUUGCCAAUUUAUCGCUGGAACCUCUCUACAAAAAAUGUAGCAAAGGUACCAAAAUCCUGUGCUCCAACAUGGAGGAGUACAACAAAGUGAGUGAUCUUCUAGCCACGCACCAGGUGCCCUACUACACGCAUGACAACCCAGCAACGAAGCCACUGAAAGUGGUACUGCGUGGUUUGCCUGCUUUGGCCGCAUCGACAGUGAAAGCCGAGCUAGAGCAGGUUGGCCUUAAAGUGGAAGCGGUUUUUCCGAUGAAUCGCCGAUCCCAAACCAUCAAGGACGACCCCUUCCGAGAUGAGCUGUUCUUGGUACACUUCACUAAAAGAAGCACGUCUAUCGGUACACUGCGUAAUAUCAAACAUCUGUUCCACACCAUCAUCCAGUGGGAACCUUAUCGUCCUCAACACCGUGACGUAACCCAGUGUACCAUCUGA
This is a messenger RNA of Wyeomyia smithii (pitcher-plant mosquito), 771 nucleotides long. RefSeq lists its product as uncharacterized. The transcript has a single exon. The record is from RefSeq and is a predicted model, not a curated record. The coding region runs from base 1 to 771 and encodes 256 amino acids. NCBI's taxonomy places the organism in Eukaryota, Metazoa, Arthropoda, Insecta, Diptera, Culicidae.